CCUUUACCACUCUUAAAACUAUAUAAAAUGAAUAUCAUGUUAAAGACUUUAUCACAACACGGUUCAAUAUUCAAUACACAAAUGGCUUUGAAGGAAACGUUUUACAUAUCACAUGGAUCACCAGCACUAGCCAUAGAUGAAACAAUCCCUGCGUGGAAAUUCUUAACAUCAUGGAAACAGGUGUUUCCUCAUAGACCCUCUUCCAUUCUUGUUAUCUCUGGUCAUUGGGACACUUCUGUUCCCACUGUCAACGUUGUUAAUCGCAACGAAACCAUCCAUGACUUUGGAGGAUUUCCUAGGAGCAUGUACAAGCUCAAGUAUCCAGCACCAGGUGCUCCAAAGUUAGCAAAAAGAGUGAAGGAACUAAUCGAAUCAUCCGGGUUGAGUCGAGUGAACGAGGAUAAAAAACGCGGGCUUGAUCAUGGUACAUGGGUGCCUCUGAUGUUGAUGUACCCAGAAGCUGAUAUCCCUGUCUGUCAGCUUUCUGUUUCAUCAAGUAGAGAUGGUACUUACCAUUAUAACUUGGGAAAGGCAUUGGCUCCUCUAAAAGAGGAAGGUGUUCUAAUAAUUGGAUCCGGAAGUGCCACUCAUAACAUGAGAGCGAUGGCUCCUCGCGAAAGCCCUCCUCCUCCCUGGGCUCUCGCAUUCGAUUCUUGGCUAAAAGAAUCGCUCGUCGAAGGAAGAUAUGAUGAAAUAAAUCAUUAUGAAGAGAAGGCUCCAUAUGCAAAAGUGGCUCAUCCAUGGCCAGAUCACUUCUUCCCAUUGCAUGUGGCUAUGGGGGCUGCUGGUGAGAAUUCAAAGGCUAAGGUUAUUCAUGAGAGUUGGGAUGGUGGUGCUUUUUCUUAUGCCUCUUUUGGUUUCACAUCAGCUAGUAGUAGCUAGUUGAGACUUAUACAUCAAAUUGCUUCCCUAUUAUAUAUUCUCCUGUAUUUUGUGUAAUAAUCAAAUGAAAUGUUAGAAGUGAAUAUUUACGUAUUAGUAUACCAAUAUUAAGGUUUGUCAUCUUCAAGAGAUCAUCAUUUAGUAGCAGAAAGUGAAAGACAUUAACUUCUUACUUUGCAUUUUGAGGAUAAAUCACAGUGUUUGUUUAGUGAUACAAAUUGUUUGAUUUGGAGUAAAGGGUUGCCCAUGUUCAUUUA
Lathyrus oleraceus (garden pea) is the source of this 1139-nucleotide messenger RNA. RefSeq names its product 4,5-DOPA dioxygenase extradiol. The transcript is spliced from 3 exons. Gene Ontology annotation, molecular function: ferrous iron binding; dioxygenase activity; zinc ion binding. The record is from RefSeq and is a predicted model, not a curated record. Bases 28 to 882 code for a protein of 284 amino acids. Lineage: Eukaryota; Viridiplantae; Streptophyta; Magnoliopsida; Fabales; Fabaceae.